This is a messenger RNA of Malus domestica (apple), 407 nucleotides long. NCBI's taxonomy places the organism in Eukaryota, Viridiplantae, Streptophyta, Magnoliopsida, Rosales, Rosaceae. The record is from RefSeq and is a predicted model, not a curated record.
UUAAUAUAGUUUCGGUAGGCUAUUUUGAGGGUUUGCACUUUCGGACAAAUAUCUGAUCCUUGACUUAUGAGCAGAAUAACUGCAUGCUGGGCAUGGGGAGUGGGCAGCCUAACCGCCUGGAGAGUUCAAGAAUAGCCUUGAAGAAAGCUGGAGAAGAGGUCAAGGGUGCAGCUUUGGCCAGUGAUGCCUUCUUCCCAUUCGCAUGGAAAGAUGCAGUGGAAGAAGCCUGCCAAAGCGGAGUUAGUGUAAUCACAGAACCCGGUGGGAGCAUUAGAGAGGGGGAUGCUGUAGACUGCCGUGACAAGUAUGGAGUUUCACUUCUUUUCACAAACGUGAGGCACUUCAGCCAUUGACAACGUUUUUGUCCUUGGUGCUUCGAUACAAGGACCUUAGGUCUCGAUCCGUUG